This is a messenger RNA of Plasmodium relictum, 4917 nucleotides long. Its product is annotated as phosphatidylinositol transfer protein, putative. The record is from RefSeq and is a predicted model, not a curated record. The transcript has 4 exons. The coding region runs from base 1 to 4917 and encodes 1638 amino acids. NCBI's taxonomy places the organism in Eukaryota, Apicomplexa, Aconoidasida, Haemosporida, Plasmodiidae. Gene Ontology annotation, biological process: phospholipid transport.
AUGAAACUAGUUGAAUUUAGGCUUGCAAUGCCUUUAACACUAGAAGAAUAUAAGUUGUGUCAAUUAUAUUUAGUUGCGAAAGCAUCAUUAGAAGACUCUGAAAAAAAUUUAAAUUCCUUAGAAAAGAAUGAAAAUGAAUCUAAAAAGGGUAUAGUUAUAUUAAAAAACGAAAGUUAUAUAAAUGAUAAUGGAUUACCAGGGCAAUAUACAUAUAAAAGAAUAAACUUACUGAAUAAACUACCAAAAUGGUUGCUAAAUUUUAUUGAUGCUAAAUACUGCAUACUAGAUGAGAAGUCUUGGAAUUCUUAUCCUUAUUUAAAAACAGUUUAUGAAUCAAGUGGAUUUCCAAAAGCAAAAAUUCAAGUCGAGUCAGCUCAUCACAUGGGUUUUAACACAGAAGAUAAUGCAUUAAAUAUACCAGAAGAUUUAUUACCAUUAAGGAAAAUUAUUUAUAUAGAUAUUGUAAAUGAUAAAGUAUCAUAUAAGGAUUAUAAUCCAAAAGAAGAUCCUUCCCUAUUUUAUAGUGAAAAGGCUAAAAGAGGAAAAUUAGAUGAAAAAUGGAAAGAGAAUAGUACAACUAUUAUGACAUGCUAUAAAUUAUUUACUAUUAAUAUUCCUUAUUUUGGAAUUUUUUGUUCAAGAAUUGAAAAUUGGAUUAUUAGUUCUUUAAAAGACAACAUUUUAAAAUAUCAUAGAAAAGCUUUUUGCUGGAUUGAUGAAUGGUUUGAUUUAACUAUUGAAGAUAUUAGAAAUAUUGAAAAAGAUGUUCAGAAAAAACUUAAUCAUUUUUGGAAUGAAUCAGAAUCAAAUAAUGGGGAUCAAGUUAAUAAUGAAGAAAAGUCUUUAGAGGUUCAAGAUUGUGAUACUACAACAAAUUAUAAUAAUGAAAAAAACAUAGAUAAAUGCGAUAAUAUUGAUAAUAUAAAUAAUAAUAACUUAGAUAAUUUAAAUAGUAAAGAAACUACUACACAUAUUUAUGAAAACAAAAAAAUUUCAAGCAGUUCCAUCACAAGUAUAACUAUUGGCAGCAACAAAAAUGAUACAAAAAAUUUCUUCCAUAAUGAAUCAUUGAACAAAGUUUCAUAUAUGAAUAUACAUAAUAAUAGUUAUGAUAAUAAUUCUUUCGUAAAUAAUAAUAAUAUUCCUUUACAAAAGGAUACCAAAAAAGAAAGUAACAUAAAGAACGAAAAGGAGUUAAUAAAGACAUCUUCACAUUCACUAAACACCGAUAAUGAUAAUUUAGAUACAGUCACAAAAAAUAUAAGUGAAAAUGAGAAGAAAGAGAAAAAAAAAAAGAAAAAAAAAGAGGAAUGUAUAAUAAACGAAAGUUUUAAUAAACCAAAGAAAAAGGAAUUUAUGAAAUUCUCAGCAGAUGAUAAAGCAUCUUCAAGUAGUGAAAAUACUACGUCAAAAAGUAGUUUUGUAAGUUCUAGGAAAGUUAUUUUAAAAGUAAAUAGCUUAAAAGAAAAUGAUUUAAAUAAAAACCAAUUUAUAGAAAAUGUUAAUAAAAUUAAAAAAAAUGAAGAAAAACAGAAUAAAGAUGAAUCAAACAAUUUUUUCUUUUUCAAAAAAAAUAGUGAUAGCAAUGAAUUCGGAGAGUAUUUAUAUAGAUUAAAUGAUGGAAUGUUUUACUCUUGGAAACUUAGAUAUUUUGUUAUAAAAAAUAACAAAUUGUGCUAUUAUUUAAAUGACAAAAAAAGUGAAUUAAAAGGAGAAAUUGAUUUAUUAAACGCUCAAAUACAAUGGAUAGGGGAAUAUAAAGGAAGAAGUAGUGUUUUUGUUAUAAAUUCCUACUCUAAAAACGUUGUUUAUUUAAGUUCAGAUGAUGAAAUUCAAACAAAAAAGUGUAUGAUAGAUAUUCAAAUGGCAACUCUCUUGAAUAAUGAGAAUGUGAAAAAUGAAAUGGGAGAGGAAAAAACAAGUAAACUAAAGUUAAGUAAUACUAAAAAUUUUGAUUUACCAAUAAAAAAAAAUAAUAUUAUAGAGAAUGUACAUAUAGAAAAUAAAAAUAAAAUUCAUACAAAUAAAAGAAAUGAACAAAUUGAUUUUAAGAAUAAGGAUAUUUUAAAUACUGAAAAUAUAUGUAUUGAAAAUACAAAUAAUGAAAUCUUAUUUAACAAUAAUAAUUAUUUAAAUGAAGAAAGUAAUAAAGAUAGAAUAAUAUGCAAAAAUAGAAAAUAUGAUAGUAUACAUAGCAAAAAUUUUAAUUAUAAAAAUAAUAUUCAUAUAGAAGAUAAUAAAGACAGUUAUAUGAAACACAACAAUAUAAUUUUUAAGGAGAAUGAACAUAUUUUUAAUAAAGAAAUAAUAAAAAAUGAAGUAGAAAAUUCUUUAAAUACUAAAAGAAAUAAUAACUUCUCUAAAGAUCAAAAUCUUAAUAAUAAUAAUAGUGAAGUUUUUAAUUUAUAUAAGAAAAAUGAUAGUUUUAAAUUUGAUAAAGUUUAUUUUCAUGAUGGUAAUGAAGAAAAAGAAAAUAUAAUGCCAUCUAAUGAAGAAAAAAUUAAUGUAAAAUGUAAAAGUUUAAAAGACAUUAAAAAUAAAACAUCAUAUUUUAGUAAUUGGAGAAAUGUUGAAAAAAUUAAAUUAAAUAAUGAUUUAGCUCAUGAUGAUAUAAAAAGUUUUUUUAAUAAUUUGAAUAUUGACACAAACAAAGUAAAUUUAAAUAGUUUACAAGAAUUAACAGAUCAUAUUAAGAAUCUAUCUAUAUAUAAGAUGAAUAGUGGAAACAAAAAUAUUGAUUUAUUUUAUUUUAUAUUUAAUAUUUUUUCUAUGUUCUCUUGUUUGUAUUCAUUUAUAACAUUAUAUAUAUAUUUUAAGUCAAUCUUUUAUUUUUUGUUUUUCUUUUUUUUUUGUAUUUUUAUAUUUUUUUAUAAUAAAAACAUAUCCUCCAGUUACCUUAAUAAUAUAUAUAGAUGCUCUGUGAAUGUUCCUGUGAACAUUAAUUAUCUGAUGGCAUUUUUGGCUAGUGAUAAUAAAUAUCAUUUAGGAGAAUCUAAUAAAAAAUUAUUUAAAACUAAAAAAACGAAUUUGUAUUAUGCUUUUAGCUCCUUUAAUAUAUAUUUCGAUAACUUUUUUUUGAAUAUGUUUUCAGAUUUGUUCAAACCCAGAAAUUCAUUUUAUAGUCAGUAUACUUGUGAAUGCACUAAUAAUAAUAUUUAUAAUAAGGAAAAUGAAUAUAUGCGUUCAUAUGUUUUUAUUCAGUAUACUAAUAAAAAUGCAAAAAAAUUUUUUCGUAUGUCAAAUUUUAAUGAAGAAAUAUAUAAUAGUAAUUUCUCUUGGAAUAAAAAGAUUGUUCAUUAUUUGAACGAAAUAAACAAUAAUAUUUCAAAAAAGACGGAAGAUAAAAAUAUAAAGAAAAAAAUAAUCAGUGUAGAUAAUCAAAAUAAUAUAAGUUAUGUGGAAUUAAGAACUAAUAAAAACUACACAGAAUCAAUUCAUCGUAAUAAUAAUAAUAUUGAUGAUAGUAAAAAUAACGGUAGUUUAAAUAAUUUAAAUAGUGAGGUUAAUAAUUUAAAUAAUUUGAUGAAAAAUAAAAUUGGCAACAUGGAUACAUUUCACAGUGAAAAUACUUUUAAUAUUUAUGACAAUAGAAAAAAUGUAGAUACGUUUUUUGUUAAGAUAAGGAACAUUUUUUUCUAUUGGGUUCUUUUUAAAUCAAAAUAUUUAUUUAAGUAUUUUAAAAAAAAAUUUCAUAAUAAGUAUGUUGAUAUGGAAGGAUUCGAUAUAUUUUUAGUAAAAGAAAAAGAUCAAGAUUUAUGUGAAAUAAAUUAUUUUACUUGUUAUAAUUUUAAAUCCUAUCUUUUUAAUGGCCUUUUGAAUUUUUCUAGAUGCUUAAAUAUUAAUUCGUUAUCAUCUUCCAAUAGUUGGAGAAAAUUCAAUGUUGAAAAUUUAAGCAGAGAUAAUGAAUACGAAGAAAUUUGUAACGAUAAAAUAACAAAAAACAAUUUAUUGCAUAUAGAAAAAAGGGGAAUUGAAAAGGACAUAUGUAAGAAAAUAUUUUUUAAUAUGAAUAAUGAAAACAAUUCUAAAAGUAUCAUUAAUUAUAUUUAUGAUUUAACUUACAAUGGUUACCUUAAUAGUAAAUAUAUAUCAUUAAUAAAAAAUCCAGAUGACGUUUUUUUUAUUAUUAAUUUAUCUAAAACUUUUUUAUAUAUAAUUGAGUAUAUACGUUUAUAUGAAAUUCAACAAAUAAAUCUUAUGAAUAAAUAUAUAAAUAAUUCUAAGAAUAAUUUGGAUUUUUCUGACGAUAUAUUUAUUUCAAAUGUUAUACUUUUAUUGAAAUCUUUAAAUUUUUUGUAUUAUACUUUUUCAAAUUCUUUUAUAUUAUCAAAACAAAAUGAAAAAUUUGAAUGUUCUUUUGAUCAUUCCACUGUCAGUAUGACAAUGAAAAGCAGUAUACCUCUAUCAUUCUUUUUGAUUGCAGAAAAUUUUAAAUCAAAAGCAAAAAUUAUUUCUGAUUUAAAUUUAACAACUUUGGGGGAUUUUGAUGAAAUUAAAAUAAUUAUUGAUAACGAAAUUCAAAUAAAAAGCGACAAUAAUUAUCAAAUAAAUUUAAGAUAUCCAAAUAUAUAUUUAAAGAAUAUUUUGCAUGGUCAUUUAUGUUUUUCUUUUUGUGAUAAAUUAGUUAUCAAAGAUUCAUUGGGUAAUUGUGCUGAUAUAAUGUUUAUAGAUAAAUCGAAGUAUAAAGGAAAAUUUUUCGGAGUUAUUAAAAGAAAGGAAACAGUUACAGAUAUUUUGAGGGGGAAUGUUUUUGAUAAAAUAAUACUUAAUGAAGAUAAAGAAUUCAGUAGCAUAGAAGAAAUUCGAAUAAAUGUGACACACAAAAAGAAUAUAAAAAAUUCAACUACGUUAAGCUCAGAUUAUCUAAAAUUAUCACAUAUAAUUGAAGAGAAAUACCAAAAAAAUAGAAGUAUUUAA